AUGUCAGCUCCAGCACAAAUACAUCCGGUCCGGAGGACGAACGGAGGUUCUUCAGCACCGGCAAGUCAGACUUCAGAAUCAACAAAGGGAAAGGGGACGCGUGAGAACAACUCCCAGGGGAAAGCUAGAGGUAGAGGCUCUAAUGCGAGAACCACGGAGGCAAAUAAGCAUGCGAAUGAGAGCGAGACUCCCAAACCCACAAAGACUAAGGCUCAUAAUGAGGGCGAAAAACUUGUGAUACGCCGUCUACCUCCCGGUAUGACGCAGGCGGAGUUUCUAUCAAUUCUCGGAAGCGAGUGGGAGCUGGGUAAGGGCAGGGUUGAUUGGUUUUGCUUUGCAGGAGGGAAAAUUUCUACCGACCCUUCAAAACCUUCUCGACCAGGUCGUGCCUAUGUUCAUGUCGUGAGAAAGGAUGAUAUCUUGACAUUGAGUGAAACUGUGCGAAAUGCUGUUUGGGAGGAUGCAAAGGCAUCUUUCAAUAGUCCUUCGUUGAUCGGUCCUCCUUCAGUUGAGUUCGCUAUCUACAAAAAGAUACCAAGUAACAAAAAGCGCACCGAUGCACGUCAAGGAACCAUCGACCAGGAUCCCGAAUUUAUGGCUUUCUUGGAGGAACUAGCAAAUCCAGCUCCGCCAAACCAAACCCUUGGAGGAGAAGAGGGAGACGAGCUCAGCAAGGCAGAGGCCAAGGUCACCACUACACCACUUAUUGAAUAUCUCAAAGAGAAGAAAGCGAACAAGUCUAAGGAUAACACAUCUUCCAAGAACUCUAAGCACGGACAGGGGGAUUCCAGGGGCGGAAAGGGUAAGAACUCGUCUAAGGAGGAAGACUCAGGAAAGAAGAAGGGCAGGGAUUCUAAGGCUGAGAAAGCAGAGAAAGCCCCCAGAGAAACUGUCAAGAUUCUGACCAAGAAGGCGGCCUCUGAGCAAAAUGCAGAGGCAUCAAAGACCAAUGCCAAAAGCCAAACCAACGACUCUAGCAGCCAGGAGGCAGCACCCAAGAGUCGGCGUGCGGGGAUUAUGGCUGCUGCAAGAAUCUUGCAACGAGAUCUUGGUCUAAGUCCUGGAAGUGCGCACAGAAAGGCACGCCAUGACGCUGCAAAGGCUGAUUCAGAUACCAAGACGGUACCAGAAAAGGAGAACCCAGCCUCGUCAGAUGGAAAAGCAAGUGCUUCUGAACCCCCAGCUUCACCUGCGAAAUCAACUGAGGCUGAGGCUCCUACUGUGAGGGGCCGAGGGGCUGCUGCCAAUUCCAAUAAGCAACAGCCGUCGAACCGCAGAACCAGAGGUGGAAAGAAUGCUGAGAAAGGCAAGGAGAAGGAAAAGGACGGCAACAAAGAGACUAAAGAGAAGGAAAAGAUCAAAGAAGGGACCCCAGGCCAAAGUCAAGCGGUCCCCAACCCUCCAAUCGUUCUCCUCAGGAAGAAAGGCAACGAAGCCGAGUCCAGUCAGCCCGCGAAACCAGCAAACGCCACCCCUCCGCCAUCAGUCACGCAAGGAGGCAGAUCGAAGGAGAAUGCCCCUGCUGGCUCUAAAGGUGGUGCGAACAAGGCUGCCAAUGCUCAAAAGAAGCCUGUUGCCGUUUCUCCUGGCGCUACUCGCGGCUUUAUCAAGCACGCCAACCCUUCUCAGGGAGUUACCGAGGCACUUCUCAAGCAAACGCUUUCAGCCUUUGGAACCAUUACCUUUGUGGAGAUUGACAAGCGCAAGGGUUUCGCCUAUGUCGACUUUACCGAACACGAGGGUCUUCUGAAAGCUGUCACGGCCAGUCCUAUCACCGUUGCGCAAGGCACUGUGCAAGUCCUGGAGCGAAAGGACAAGAAGCCUGCCAACACAAGCUCUACUGCGCCUGCUACAGCCCCAACACCAGCUGCUGGAUCUACUGCCCAGGAGAAGACGUCCGGCAGAGGUAGACGUGGACGUGGCGGAGGCAACAAGGCGAAGGACGCCGGUGCCAGCAACCAGGGCGCAGCUGCUGCCGCACCAGCCUCGGCGAAUGGUGGAGGCUGA
Molecule: messenger RNA, 2007 nt
Organism: Fusarium sp. VM40
Lineage: Eukaryota; Fungi; Ascomycota; Sordariomycetes; Hypocreales; Nectriaceae
Source: the annotation of a GenBank genome assembly